Molecule: messenger RNA, 921 nt
Organism: Medioppia subpectinata
Lineage: Eukaryota; Metazoa; Arthropoda; Arachnida; Sarcoptiformes; Oppiidae
Source: the annotation of a GenBank genome assembly
AUGGAUGAUAAUCGGGCCGACAAUGAGAACGGAUCAGCUAAUGGUGAUCGCAAUCAACAACAAGAAGAGCGUCCGGAAGAGAGCAUCUGUUUCUCAGGGAAGACAAUAUUGGCUCCGAUGGUGAGGACGUCGACACUUCCCAUGCGAUUACUGUCCCUCCGGUUCGGCGCCGACAUUGUCUACACCGAAGAGCUCAUCGACUAUAAGCUGAUCCGAUGCCAGCGUGUGGUAAACCCGGUGUUGGGAACCGUUGACUACAUCGACGAUCAGGCGGUUGUGGUGUUCCGGACGUGCGCUGAAGAACGCGACCGAUUGGUCCUCCAAUUGGGCACUAAUGACCCGCAGAGAGCGCUGACCGCCGCCCGACUCGUGGCCGCGGAUGUGGCGGCCAUUGACGUGAACAUGGGUUGUCCCAAAUCGUUCUCAAUUAAGGGCGGUAUGGGUUCAGCUCUAUUGACACAACCGGACAAAGUGUACGAUAUAUUGCGGACACUAGUGAUGGGCACCGGAGGGAAACCGAUCACCGCUAAGAUCAGAGUUUUGCCAUCCAUUGAACAGACGCUGAGUUUAGUGAAAGUGAUUGAGUCCGCGGGCGUCACAGCUCUGGCCAUUCACGGCAGGACUCAAUGCGAGCGACCGAAGGACCCGAACCGUAACCACUAUAUCGAGGCCAUCGCCCGAACCGCGACUAUACCAGUGAUAGCCAACGGCGGUUCCGAUGAGAUCGGUGUCCACGCGGACAUCAAACGGUUCCGACAGAGCACUGGCUGUUCAUCUGUGAUGAUAGCGCGCGCGGCGCAGAAGAAUUGCUCAAUAUUUAUGGCCAGAGAUGAGUUGCUUCCGAUGGACGAAGUGAUCAAACAAUACCUCGAGUUAUGCAUCGAUUACGACAAUCACGUGUCGAACACCUUUAUACACUAG